Rhincodon typus (whale shark) is the source of this 5304-nucleotide messenger RNA. RefSeq names its product melanophilin-like. The record is from RefSeq and is a predicted model, not a curated record. Gene Ontology annotation, molecular function: small GTPase binding; actin binding; myosin binding. The transcript has 18 exons. NCBI's taxonomy places the organism in Eukaryota, Metazoa, Chordata, Chondrichthyes, Orectolobiformes, Rhincodontidae. Bases 379 to 2556 code for a protein of 725 amino acids. Gene Ontology annotation, biological process: intracellular protein transport. Gene Ontology annotation, cellular component: cortical actin cytoskeleton.
UUGAAGCAUUCCUUCGGUUGCAUGUGAUAUUUUCUUAUCGGCGUGCAGGGUUAUGUGACCCUGCAGGUCAGGAUACGAGCGGUGACAUGUGAUUGUGAGGUGCGGGACAGAGACCUCUCACAGUGACUGGAACAGGAAGACGGCAGGAGUUUGGCAGCGCAGUUCUUCAUGAGCAAUUUCAAAUGAAAUGCAGACUUUUCGAUCAGUUGCACCAUAGUGAUGACUUGCUCUGAAAUUGAUGGUUUUAAAUACUCCUAUGUUUCUCUGAUGUGGCCAUUUAAGAAUUAGAACAACCAACUGAAUUAUCUAAUAUUUCUGCACUCUGUCCACUGGAACUGGCACAAUUGACACUGUUAAGGCAAAGGGAAUACUUAGAAUAUGGCAAGGAAGCUAGACUUGUCAAAACUAACAGAAGAUGAAGCCCAACAUGUCUUGCAUGUUGUUCAACGAGAUCUGAAUCUACGCAAGACAGAAGAAGACAGACUUGGAGAAUUAAGGACGAAGGUUGAGGAAGAAACAACUAAGAGGAAGUUUCUUACAAAGCAAGCCAAGUUUAACGAAGGUCAUUGCAUUCACUGCCUGGAACCCUUUCAGUACCUGGUGAACAGCAAGCGUCAGUGUCUGGAUUGCAGUCUGUACACCUGCAAAAGCUGUAGCAAAUUCAACAAAAAGGAGUUUGGCUGGGUGUGCGAUUCCUGCCGGAUUACCAGGAUUGUAAAUACUGGGUCACUGGAUUGGUUUUACAACCAUGUGAGGUCUCGUUUCAAAAGUUUUGGAAGUGCAAAGGUGAUGCAGUCUUUAUGCAGAAGACUUCAAUCCGGAGAAAAGCACUCCCUACGAAACUUAGACACACGCUAUGAACGAGAUGGAUUUGACAAUGUAUCAGAUGGUUUCUUGCAUGGUGAAUACAAUACUCAGAUGAUGGCGGAAGUAAUUGAAGAGGAUGAAAAUGCUGUAGAUAAUGAAGAGGCUCACCGCUAUAGUGUAUUACGCAGAAACAAACGUCUACUUUCAGUGCAUCCUACUGACUUUGAUGUGGACUCGGAAUAUUCUGCACAGUCUCGCCGCCAGUCUUUCCAGCUUCCUUCGCCACAUUAUGAUGGAAGCGGUUUACAGUCAUUUUCGGAGUGCCCUUUCACUGGCAACAGUACAGCAGAAGAGGGUUCCAGGCGAGAGUCUUACAUUGGAGAAGCUGAGCUAACCUCAGUAUUCCGGAAUAUCCUGCAGGAGAAAGGACAGAAGUUGAUGCCAGACUCUGUGCUUAGCACUGAAGUCCGAUUGGAGAUCAACAAAAGAAGGAAAAGCUUGGACAAAUCUUCCAAAUCUGACGAGGUGGUGCAUCACGAAUACAGACUUCCCCGCACACGCUCAGUUCCUGGGAUGUGGACCUCCCUUAGAGAAGCAGAGGCUCAGCAUUCAGUUCCUUAUCACAAGCAUGGUGCCCAGUACUACGCUGACGUGGAUAGCUCUGACAAUGACGAAGCUCCUGAGCUUCCAGUGUAUCAGCGCCACUUUGUACGACGCAGGAGUAGGAGUUCCUCACAGGAACAUCUAGUAUCUGGAGGAAGUCAGAUUUCAGAUUUGUCCAGGCGCAUGUCUUCUAUUGAGCGAAUGCUAAGCAGACUGGAAGAGAAGAUGACUCCUUGUUCUGUAGAGUCAUCAGCCAACACUGGUGGGGCUCCAGCAUCAUCCCUAGUUGAUUCAGAAGCAUCGGGUUUUGAUUUGACAGACGCGGACGUAGAAGAAGAAAAACUAAAGAAGAAAUUGGGUGAGUUAGCCAGCAAUAUCAGUGACAAAGGCCCUUCAUCUGAAGAGGAAGACGUAAAAAGGAAAACAGAAAGACCACAAGAAUUAACUUCAUCUGGUGAAGACCCACACACUGAGGCUCUAAAGCGCUCAUCAGCAGUGGCUCUUUGUGACAUCACAACGAAAACGUUAAGGAUCAUUAACGCAACUGAAAAAGCAUUGCAUGACUUUGCAGAAGUAGAUGGCGCAGUUAAUGAACCUCUCAGAAAUCCCAGUUUGCACCUAAAGGCCAGUGAAAAAGACCUAAGUGUGAGCGAGGCUGAUGAAGCAUACAGAAAACUUGAGGAAAAUGUGUAUAUGGCAGCCAGCACAAAUUACGGCUUGGCAAGGCAGCUGAAGGACCUGGAGGAGCGAGCACGAAGCAGACAGAGUUACACCACCACCACAACAGACUCUGAGCUCUCAGAACUGGAAGAUAAGGUGGCUUCAGCAGUUGCUCAGGUUCAAUGCACUGAAAGCGAGGUUUCUGAUAUAGAAAACCGGAUUGCAGCUCUGAGUACUACUGGAAUGAAUGUUUCAACUGAGGAUAAGCCCAAAAGGAAGCAAGAUGGACAGGCAAUGAUGAUGCACCAGCCUCCGUGUCAAAAAAGUUCAAUUCCAACUGGAAAUAAGGAAUCAAAAACUGGCAAGAGUGAAUCUUUUGAACGAAACAUACUAAACAGAGGAUCACUCACCCAACGGAAUCCGACUAACAAAAGCAGAAGAUUGGACCGUGUUUUUGGGAAACCAGUCAUGACCAAGCAACCUUAAAGAAAAAAGCCAUCAAAAUGACCUAUGUGCUAGAGCAUUAGAAAAGCAUGAUUCCCAGAAUCAGAAUACAGAUCUACAUUUCCAAGAGCAAUCAGCUUGUUAAAUGAUACAUAAUGCAACCAGCUUGUGUGUUAUAUGUUUAUUUUAUGCAGAGUUAUGUACAAUUGUUCUUGUGAGUAAUGGAUAUUCCUUGCAUUGAAAUGUAUGCAAGUACAUUCUGCCAUAUUGCAUCAGCUGUAAUGCCCUUUACAAUUAUGAUGUUGUGAUACACUGAUGCUUUGCAUAUUACUACAUUUUCAUGCUUAUUUUGUGACAAUUUUAUGUGGCAAGUGCAGAUCGGUUGCUAAAAUUUGAGAGGUAAAUGGUCUCAGUGGGGAUGAUGGUUGAGACAUAAUGAUAAUAUUGCUGUCAUUGUCAGUGGCCAUCGCUGGAAAAAAUAAGGCAUGAUUUUCAAACAGUAACCAGUUCUGUUUCUUUAAAUUGGAAAUUUGUAUAUGUCACUCUGCUGUUUCAGAUGACAGAGAGAUUUCAUAGAAUUGUAGACCAGUUAGCUGAAUAUCUGUUUCAGGGAAUUACUUGAAUCUAGAAGCAAAAAUUAAUCAAUGCCUAUUGUUGGGCAUGGGGCUAGUGAUUUCCUUUCUCUCUGUGUCAGAUCCUGUAGGCAGCACACAAACUUUGUGCCAUCUGUUCAUUUACCAGAUUGUAGGGUUGAGCUGUGUGGCACCCAGACUGCUGGCUGUCUAAAUGCUCAACAGGGCAUCAACCAGGAUGUGGGGAAAACAUGUGCAGUGCAUAGCCUCAGCUCCUAAAGGCAGUUGUCCCUUUUUCCAACUGAGCAAAAGGCAAAUACUGGGAGAUUUUCACUAUGACACGUGCUUUCUCUUGGAAUGAUCCAGUUAUAUAAGAGGUUUAAUACAGCAGUGACCUUUACAGCACUGGCAGAGCUAUUCUCUCUCUGGUCCAUGCUUGCAGAUCAGCUUCAAGGAGGUAAAAGUUCUUGACCACCUUCUUGUUGCAUCAAAGUCACCUCAAGCAUUGCUGCUUGACAGGAAGUGUCCUCAGAAAACCUGUGGUGGGAAGGAGCCCCUGUAUGCAGAUCUCUUCCCAAUGUUCAGAGCUUCCCCUGUCCACAGCCUUUACAUGUUGGUCAUAUUGCAGACUGAGAUGGAACUACAGCCUCUAUACCUCAUGCAAAUGCAAGGCGGAAUUUAAUUCAGACCCUUGUUGCACACGACGCAAUACUAAGGCUGACUAAGCCAUUGGGAGGGAACCCUUCCAUGAUUGAGUCCAAAGUGAGAGGAGGCCAAUGUGCACAGCUCACCCGAUUGUGGCAGGAUGUCAGUUAGGCUCAUUAAAGAGCUACUGGACACAAAUAAUCACUGAGGCAACCAGAAUUCAGUGGUGGCUCAGUGAUCUAAUGGGAAUCACAAGGAUCUACCAUGCCUCCCUAAGGCCACCCAGCCCAAACCCUGUUGCAUUUGGCAGCAGCUCCCCAUGAUGGCACAUACUCCCGCACGCAUUCCCCCAACCCACCAGUGACUGCUUUGCUGAAACUGCCAUUUUCCUCCUCCCUCACUGGAGUUCAGGGACCCAAUAAUGAUACCUGGUUAAGUUCUUAGAGCAUUAUUAUGUGUUCCUGACCAAUCUCUCAUUUCCUGCAAGCUCUCAGGGGUGGAACUGCUGCCCCGGGAGUCCUGAAUUGCAGAGGUAGCACUUUGCUGGCUGAAUUUCAUCAGGUCUUCUCUGCAGAAAUAGUGGCGGUCUCCCAUCAGUACUUUUACCAAGGGCAAAAUACACUUCACCCACAUUAGAUCCAGUCCUUAGUGUAUAUAGGUAGGCAAAUCUUCUAAUGUCCCUUAAUAGAUUCACUACCUCACCAAAAGACCUCCAGGGAUAAACCACAACACUUCCACGAUCUUUACCAGACAGAGGUAAAUUAAAAGCAUUUAACCCGCAAGUUGGAGUACUGGCCCGUUGAAUAGCAUUUCCAGAGAAGAGUAUGACUUUUGUACAUCUGCACCAUUGUUCGUUACAGAAUGACUAACAUAUGCUUUCCCUGGUCUGGCACAGUGAAAUUUUCAGAGACAGUUGAUGUCACAGUCUGAUUACAUCACACACCAUACCCAAUCCAGUGCCUAUCCAGCAUAGAAAUUGGACCAUGGACCAUGACUGAAGCACCAUGACAAAAUAGGGCCUAAUUUCAUUGCAUACAAUGAAGGAUAAAGAGACAGAAUGCCUUGAAAUAGUCAGCUGAUUAGAGACAGCCAAAGCAGAUCCGUUAAUGGCAGGCUGUACCUAGUGCAAGGGGCUGUUGCUCUAAUGUAGUGGCAGUGUCACUACCUCUAAGCCAAGAGCCCUGGCUUCAUCUUCUACCUGCUCCAGAAGUGUGUAGUAACAUCUCUAUACAGGUUCAUUAGAAAGUAUCGAUAGCUGAUGAAAAUAAUCAAAUAUUUUGUGUGGAGAAAUGAUUAUCUAUGGAUAUUAUGACUUCCAAAAAGUACUUGAUUAAAAACCCUCAUAAGGGACACUUGGCUAAACUUAAACCUCAUGGAACCAAAGAGAGAUUUUUGACCUGGAUAGGAAAUUGGUCAAGCAGAAUAAGUCAGAAUGUAUGGAUUGUGGGUAGAUAGUAUAAAUUAGCAACAUUGACCAGUUUUUUUCCCAUCACCAAAUCACCUGUAGUAUUUUGUCAACACCUUAUACUUGUACACCUGUGGUUUUUUUUUUUAUGUGGUAUUUUGUUGUCUA